UAUAUUCAACUACAAAUUAAUUAAUUCAAGAAGAAAAAAUGAUUUGGAGAUUAUUUUCAAUUAAAGCUUUUGUAUUUUGGACUAUACUACUUAUAAGGGAGGUUCUUCUCUCUGAUACGAAAGUACCAAUGGUUGUAAAUCAUAAUAACCAAAUUCGUUUACAAGUUGGUGAUUUACUGCGUCUUGAAUGUCCUAUUCACAUUACUUCAACUGGUGGCCUAGUCUCUUCAUCCAAUGAUAAUGAUGCUAGUUCUAAAACACAUCAACUUGAAUACAAUACUGGUGUUAUUUAUAAUUGGAAAGUACGAGAUUUACAUGAUUAUUCAUUGGAUACCAAUAAUCAUUAUCAUUUCAGUCAACAACGUCGUAUCCUUGAAGUUACUGAACCAUUACAAGUUUCUGAUUCAGGCAAUUAUACGUGUUCUGGAAUAACCGGUUUUGGAAAAAGAGAAGUAACAUUUGAAGUUCAUGUAAGAGAUCCUAAUGUCAAUCUUCUAUGUGCUAUCCCAAAUGUGGAGAAUACCAAAGCAAAAGCCCCAUGUUUUACUGAUACGGCUUUGAAAACUAACCCAUCAAUUAGUUUAGAGAGACUUAUUGGUUCAUCUGUCACAUUUAAUUGUGAAGCUGAAGGUACUGAACCAAUAAAAUAUAGAUGGUUUAUGGGUAGUGCUGUAGCUGAUUGGAUAACAACUGGUCAAGGUGUUCGUGGACCAAUUUUAACAAUUGAUCGAGUUGGUCGAGAACAUACUGGACAGUAUACUUGUCAAGUUUCGAAUUCAGUGGGAAGUCUUAAUUACACUUAUAGGCUCUUAGUUAGUGAACCACCAUCGGCUACACCAAAAAUUCUUGGUCCUGUACAGAAUUAUACAUUUAAAACUGAUGAUAGUGCUACAGUUAUCGCUAGAAUAAAAUGUGCAUGUGAUGAACCUGUGAUACAAUGGUUAAAACGAGUUGAACCAGGCGAAGAAUUAAUGUAUGAACAGUCAGGUGCAACCAAAAUUCCAUUACCAAAUGCAAGAAUAACUGAGCAAAAUGAAAUCUAUGUUAUCUUAGGUUCAUGGAUCAACUCACCUGCUAUUGUAGAAAAAACAACAGCCUAUACAGAUAGAUUAGACAGUCUUCAUGAUAUGAAAACAUCACCAACAUCAUCAUCACUAAAUGCUAAUAGAGAUUUAAAUCAUUUACAAAUUAUUGAUAGUAAUAAUGACGAAAAACCGUCAAUUUACUUUCAGCCUAAAGUGAAUUACAAUAAUAAACAAAAUCAGAAGAAAGAACAAUUAUUUAUGACGAAACUGCGAUUUCAAAAACCAUUAAAUAAAGAACGACAUGAAGGAAAGUAUAUUGUUAUGACUAUGAGUUUGUCAGAUGUUAAAAGUUUAGAAUAUAUUGUAAUAUAUGUGAAUAUAGUUCAAGAUUCAGCGUUUUUAAAAGGACGACGUGUUUUAAUAUAUUUUCUUGUUCCUUUUGGAUUAUUACUUGCUAUUCUUGGAUUAAUUGCUUACAUGUUUGUAUUUCGACGUAAACGUGUUCCAAAUCAUUUAAUAUCCUCUAGUAAUGAAAGAUGUAUAUUACGAACCGCUGAACUCAGCCCUGAAGCAUAUCAUGUUAUACAGAAUGGAAAAAAAUCUUCUAGUUUAAAUACAUCAUCUAGGCUAUCUUCAAAUAGUCAAAACACUGGUAAACCAAAUUAUUCUUAUAUGGGAAUUCAAUCUACUUAUAAUUCAGGUGAUAAUCAACACAAUCAAGCAUCAAACGGACAAGAACUAAUAAAUCAUUAUCCUAACAUUCAGGUUAAUCCGUCACGUUUUAAUCAGUCUGUAAAUUUUUCUCAAAAUACUCCAAUUUCAAGUGAUCCUAGACUCCUUUUAAAUAUUAGCGACGAUUCUAGUCGUGUAAACAGUAAAGCAAGUUCUGGAUCAUUUAUGAAUGGUAACUGUUUACCUGCUUCUCAUCCAUCUCACUGUAUCUUACCUUGUCCACCCAAUACUCAUAAUAUGACACCAUCCAAUCAUAGUGAUAUUCAGAAGGCAAUCAAUAACUUCAACCAAUUUCCAGCUCAUUUCAUGAGUUCAAAUGAACAGAACAUAAAUCCCCAAAUGUUUAACGAAAAAUCUCUACAACCAACAUAUCAACCUGCACCAUUUCCAGGUUCAGUACCUAACUUUAUGCUUAGUGUUCCACCAGCUCCUUCUAAUGCUAGUGAAGUAUCAUUUGAUCAGUAUUCAGCAGUAAGUCAAAGUCCAGUCUCUUCAAGUACUCUUACAAAUCAUUAUACAGCUCCAUUUGGUGAAUUUGUUCAUAAUGAAAAUUCAGAAUGUAAAGAUUUCCGAUAUCAUUUCCAAUCUCAUUAUCUUCAAACAUAACGAAUAUUUAAUAUUAAUUCAUAAACAAACGAAAAUCAGUUUUCAACUAAAAUGAAA
Molecule: messenger RNA, 2420 nt
Organism: Schistosoma curassoni
Lineage: Eukaryota; Metazoa; Platyhelminthes; Trematoda; Strigeidida; Schistosomatidae
Source: the annotation of a GenBank genome assembly